Molecule: messenger RNA, 3896 nt
Organism: Xiphophorus maculatus (southern platyfish)
Lineage: Eukaryota; Metazoa; Chordata; Actinopteri; Cyprinodontiformes; Poeciliidae
Gene: faah
Product: fatty acid amide hydrolase
Exons: 15
Coding region: 98-1861 (587 amino acids)
Biological process (GO): fatty acid catabolic process
Molecular function (GO): fatty acid amide hydrolase activity; amidase activity
Source: RefSeq, a predicted model, not a curated record
CGCCCCUUCCAGCGUGCACCAAAAGGAGUAUAGUUGUCCUCACUAUAAGCUGCUUGCUAGCAUCGGUUAGCCUGUCUCUGCACCCGAAAGGGAAAGAAUGGAAACUCUGAAAGACUUGGUGGAGGGAGUGAAGGUGGAGAGCCAGACAGCGGUUCUGUUAACCUCUGCUGUCUGCGGGGUGGGCGCCCUGCUGAUGGUGGUGCAGACCGUUAGCGGGCACCGGGCAGCGAAGGACAAGAUCCAAAGAGCCAGGAACAGGAGGACCGAGAGCCUGCAGAGAGCUGAGCAGGAAGUGCUCCGGUACAAACAGUUGCAUCCAUCCUGUGACUCUGCUGCCAUAUUGUCACUGUCGUUGUCUGACUUGACAAAGCAGCUGCGGGAAGGUUCGCUGUGCCCGGAGGAUGUGUUUUACUCCUACAUGCAAAAGACUCUGGCUGUGCACAAGAAGCUGAACUGCUGCACAGAAAUUUUGCUGGAGAGUUUCGACCAGCUGAGAACAAUUGGCUCCAACAAGGACGGCCUGCUGUACGGUGUUCCCAUCAGCAUAAAAGAAAAUGUUUCAUAUAAGAACUGUGACUGCACCUGCGGCGUGAUCAUAAAUCUGAGCCAGCCAGCCAAGAAGGAUAGUGUGAUCGUGGAAGUACUGAAGAAACAAGGAGCCAUUCCUUUCACAAAAACCAACCUGCCACAAGCACUAUUAAAUUAUGAUUGCAGUAACCCCAUCUUUGGGCAGACGAUCAACCCUUACAAUCCUCAGAAGACCUCUGGAGGUUCCUCUGGUGGGGAGGGGGCGCUGAUUGGUGGAGGGGGCUCCAUUCUUGGCAUUGGCAGUGACAUAGGGGGGAGUAUCCGCAUACCUGCCUCUUUCUGCGGCAUCUGUGGCUUUAAACCCACAACAGGCCGACUCAGCUCAAAGGGCAUUGUUCCCAUUUACCGAGGUCAAAAGUGCGUGCUCUCAUCUCCUGGACCCCUGGCACGGGACGUGGACAGUUUAGCUCUGUGCAUGCAGGCUCUGCUCUGUGACCACAUGUUUUCCUUGGACCCAACUGUUCCACCUUUACCCUUUAAUCUUCAGACAUACCAGAGCUCUAAGCCUCUCAGAAUCGGUUACCUUGAACACGAUGGGUACACGCAGCCUCCUCCGUGCAUGAUUCGUGGCCUCCGAGAGGUCAAAGCUCUGUUGGAGCAGGCUGGGCACACAGUGGUGCCUUAUGAACCUCUGAGGGUGGAUCACGCUGUCACUGAACUCAUAAUCAAGGGCGUGCUUGCAGAUGGAGCUGCCACCAUGCUGCAAAAACUGAAGGGAGGGCCUGUGGAUCCCUGCCUCAAACCUCAGAUUCAUCUAUACUCCAUCCCUCUCUGGUUGAAGAGAAUCCUCAAGUUCCUGCUGAAGCCCUUUUCUCCUCGCAUCCCUCCCACUCUCGGCGCCCUCUGUGGCGUCAGUUCCGCCCCGGAGGUUUGGAAGCAGCAUGCUGAUGUUGAGGACUACAUUUCUGAGACGAUAGCACACUGGAGGAAAUACAACAUAGAUGUGCUGCUCUGCCCCAUGAUUGGACCGGCCUUCAACUUCUUAUACUGCGGCAGACUCACAUGUCUCUCCAGCUUAACAAUGAUAUACAAUCUCCUUAAUUUUCCGGCCGGUGCUGUCCCUGUAUCCACGGUGACAGCUCAAGACGAGGAGGAUCUUAAGCAUCUCAAGGGCCUUUAUCAGGACACCUGGGACAAGCUGCAUAAACUGGCUGUGAGCGGCGCGGAGGGUCUGCCCGUGGCGGUGCAGUGCGUGGCCCUGCCGUGGCAGGAUGAGCUCUGUCUGCGUUUCAUGAAGGAGGUGGAACAGCUUGUCAAACACAAGAAAAACUGAAACAGCGCAUGGAUGUUCUGGAUCCAACAGCUGGAUGACAUGCCUUAAUCACACUACAAUGUUUGAUAAAGAUUCUGGUUUUUACAUAUGGUUUGUAAACCAAAAUCUGUUGAUCGUGUUAAGGAAGUUUAAACAAAUAAAUCAAUAAUUAAAGUGAUUUUGUUUGCUUUAGAGUAGCUCAAUAGUUUGUUGAACGGCAUGAUCAUUCUCCUUUAGAGUAAUGAAUGAACUGACACUUUUUUUAUUUUUCAUUUUUGGAACUAUAAAAAUCUACUCAAUCUGUUAAUAAAUCAUGUGCAUUUCCUAGCUAAUUUUGACAAAUGUUUCUCAAAUUGAAAGCUUUCUUCAUGACUUUUGCACCAUUAAUAUUUAUGCACAUAAAUAUGCUGAUUAUUAUAAACAUAACAUGAAUUUUAGAUUCACAAUUUAGUGUUAAUUAGACUUGAAAAAUUAUGUUUUUGUUUUGUUUUUCCAUCUCAGUGUGUUUGAUGGCUAACACUUGGGCAUAACCAAAAGACAAUUGAUAACUUGCACCCAUGCGUAAAUUAACACAGCAAAUAACGUGUAAUGUAUUGUAAAAAUGAGCACAGAUUUGAAAAGAAUAAACAUUUGUAAUUUAAAUAUUUUUUGUAAUCACAUAAAUGAGAAUAAAGUUUAAUUUGUCUUUAAAAAUUCCGUUUUACAGGAAAGCUUGCAGCUGAGUUAAUGUUACACAGCAAAUUAAAAAGUGUUAAAUGGUUUGGUGUUAGACUUUAUGCAAAAGCAGAGUUAAUUUUACUCUAACAGAGCCACAUUCUGUGUAUGUACAGUAACUCUGGGGUGUAUAUUGUUAGUAGUUAAAAUCCAGUGUUAAAACAAAGUGUUUCCGUAUCAAAUCUAGAGGUGUUAAAGUGGAACCAGUAACACUUGACUUCUUAACUCUUACUUUAACACUAAAGGAGUUAAUUCACUGACUCCGCCCCCAGAAUCACAGGUUCCCACAGAAGCCAAGUCAUUUCAGGACAAUUUACUUUCCACAUGUCUGAGUUGUUCACUGCGGAUUGGUAAGUAAUUAUUUUUUCUGAGAUGGUUUAUAACUAUUAUUUUGAGUUGAGAUCAAGCUGUAUGAUAGACAUCACGUUCCCCACACUGCUCGGUGUUGUGAUGUUUGUGAAGUAUAAGUGUUGAAAACAAAUCGAGCCGGUGAACAUUCAGUCAAAUUCUUGGCUAACAAACAGAUCCGUAAUAAUCUGGAGUGUGUUUUUUCAUGAUGUUGAACGUUUAUGUGAAUAUUGGUCAGAUUUAUCAAUCUUUUUGAUAUUUUUUUUCCUCUGAUAAACUGUAAAAGGCUUUCUCAUGUUGAAAGCAUUAUUCCUGCUGUUGUGUCUUAAAUACAUUUUGCAGCAUGUUUUAAUCCUUUUAUUGCCUUUUUCUAUACAUCAGUACCCGUAUGGUUGCGGAUGAAUUGCCAGUCGUCAGCAUCAACCUCCCCAUGUCAACCCUCCAUGGAUCCUUUGAAGAUUCAAGCUCCAAAAAUGAUUAUAGACCAACACUGGCUAUCGUACUCGGAGACUGAAGACUUCACAUUAGGUAGAGGAGCACGGUGAUGUCCCCGGCCAAACUUCACCAACAGGCCUACAACCCGAAGACAAUCUGUGUUAGUGAGUGGACAGCUCUUUGGGAGAGAGAGGCCCAGUCUCUUAUCAACAGAAACAUAAACUGGGUAAGAAGUGAUGGAUCUGAAUUUCAGGUUGUUUCUGUUAUGUACUGUAAUAUCUGGCAAUCUACCUGUUAAAAGAAAAUUUGCUCUAUCAUAUUACAUGAACUGCUUGCUUUACUAUCUCCACCUUGUACUUUGAACAAUUUCAUGCAUAUUGUAUUGAAGAAAAAUGUAUUGAGCAUACUGCAUUUUGUAUUGCACAGCUUAUAUGUCAGACCUUUUGACAUAUAAGCAAUAUGUGAAUGAAAGCGACAUGUGAAACAUGCACAUUAUUCCACGUUGUAAUAUGUUUUGUAAUUAUGGUGCAUGUAUUGAAAUAAAUGCAUUUGAGAAAAU